Molecule: messenger RNA, 8804 nt
Organism: Loxodonta africana (African savanna elephant)
Lineage: Eukaryota; Metazoa; Chordata; Mammalia; Proboscidea; Elephantidae
Gene: THOC2
Product: THO complex subunit 2
Exons: 39
Coding region: 47-4927 (1626 amino acids)
Biological process (GO): mRNA processing; mRNA export from nucleus
Cellular component (GO): THO complex part of transcription export complex
Molecular function (GO): mRNA binding
Source: RefSeq, a predicted model, not a curated record
CGCUCGCGUGCUACACAUCCGGGCUUUUGCUACUAGUGAGGGGAAGAUGGCGGCCGCAACUGUGGUGGUUCCCGCAGAGUGGAUAAAGAACUGGGAGAAAUCAGGGAGAGGCGAAUUUUUGCAUUUAUGCCGAAUCCUCAGUGAAAAUAAAAGCCAUGAUAGUUCAACAUAUAGAGAUUUCCAGCAAGCCCUCUAUGAGUUAUCAUAUCAUGUCAUUAAGGGAAAUCUAAAGCAUGAACAGGCAUCUAAUGUUCUUAAUGACGUUAGUGAAUUUCGUGAGGAUAUGCCCUCCAUUCUUGCCGACGUAUUCUGCAUAUUAGAUAUUGAGACAAAUUGUUUAGAAGAAAAAAACAAAAGAGACUAUUUUACUCAGUUGGUAUUAGCAUGUUUGUAUUUAGUUUCAGACACAGUUCUAAAGGAACGUCUGGAUCCAGAAACACUGGAAUCAUUGGGGCUUAUCAAACAAUCACAGCAAUUCAAUCAAAAGUCAGUUAAAAUCAAGACAAAACUCUUUUAUAAACAGCAAAAAUUCAAUUUGUUAAGAGAAGAGAAUGAAGGUUAUGCCAAGCUGAUUGCUGAAUUGGGGCAAGAUUUAUCUGGAAAUAUUACUAGUGAUUUAAUCUUAGAAAAUAUCAAAUCUUUAAUAGGAUGCUUUAAUCUGGAUCCCAAUAGAGUUUUGGAUGUCAUUUUAGAAGUGUUUGAAUGCAGGCCAGAACACGAUGACUUCUUUAUAUCUUUAUUAGAAUCUUACAUGAGUAUGUGUGAACCGCAAACACUGUGUCAUAUUCUUGGGUUCAAAUUCAAGUUUUACCAGGAACCAAAUGGAGAGACUCCAUCAUCUUUAUACAGAGUUGCAGCAGUACUUCUCCAGUUUAAUCUUAUUGAUUUAGAUGAUCUUUAUGUACAUCUUCUUCCAGCUGAUAAUUGCAUUAUGGAUGAACAUAAACGAGAAAUAGUGGAAGCUAAGCAAAUUGUUAGAAAACUUACAAUGGUUGUGUUGUCUUCCGAAAAAAUUGAUGAGCGAGAAAAAGAAAAGGAAAAAGAAGAGGAGAAAGUAGAGAAGCCACCUGACAACCAAAAACUUGGUUUGUUGGAAGCCUUGUUAAAGAUCGGUGAUUGGCAGCAUGCACAGAACAUUAUGGAUCAGAUGCCUCCAUUCUAUGCAGCUUCACAUAAGCUAAUAGCCCUUGCUAUUUGCAAACUCAUUCACAUAACUAUUGAGCCUCUCUACCGAAGAGUUGGAGUUCCUAAAGGUGCUAAAGGCUCACCUGUUACUGCUUUGCAAAACAAGAGAGCACCAAAACAAGCAGAGAACUUUGAAGAUUUGAGAAGGGACGUAUUCCAUAUGUUCUGUUAUCUUGGUCCUCACCUUUCUCACGAUCCCAUUUUAUUUGCAAAAGUGGUUCGCAUAGGCAAGUCAUUUAUGAAGGAGUUUCAGUCUGAUGGAAGCAAACAAGAAGAUAGAGAGAAAACGGAAGUUAUCCUUAGCUGUUUGCUUAGCAUUACUGACCAGGUACUACUUCCAUCUCUUUCUUUGAUGGACUGCAAUGCUUGUAUGUCUGAGGAACUAUGGGGAAUGUUUAAAACAUUUCCAUAUCAGCAUAGAUAUCGUCUGUAUGGCCAGUGGAAGAAUGAAACUUAUAACAGUCACCCACUUUUAGUAAAAGUUAAAGCUCAAACAAUAGACAGAGCCAAAUAUAUCAUGAAGCGUCUAACCAAGGAAAAUGUGAAACCUUCCGGAAGACAAAUUGGGAAGUUGAGCCACAGCAAUCCAACCAUUUUGUUUGAUUAUAUCUUGUCACAAAUACAGAAGUAUGAUAACUUAAUAACACCUGUAGUAGAUUCAUUGAAAUACCUCACUUCAUUAAAUUAUGAUGUCUUGGCCUAUUGUAUCAUUGAAGCUUUAGCUAAUCCAGAAAAGGAGAGAAUGAAACAUGAUGACACAACCAUCUCAAGCUGGCUUCAGAGUCUGGCUAGUUUCUGCGGUGCAGUUUUUCGUAAAUACCCAAUUGAUCUUGCUGGUCUUCUUCAAUAUGUCGCCAAUCAGCUAAAGGCAGGCAAAAGUUUUGACCUGCUAAUAUUGAAAGAAGUGGUACAAAAAAUGGCAGGAAUAGAAAUUACAGAAGAAAUGACAAUGGAGCAACUAGAGGCUAUGACUGGUGGAGAACAACUUAAAGCUGAGGGUGGCUAUUUUGGCCAGAUCCGAAACACUAAAAAAUCCUCUCAGAGGCUGAAGGACGCACUAUUGGACCAUGAUCUUGCGCUUCCUCUGUGUUUGCUUAUGGCUCAACAGCGGAAUGGUGUAAUCUUUCAGGAAGGUGGAGAGAAACAUUUGAAACUUGUGGGAAAGCUCUAUGAUCAGUGUCAUGAUACCCUGGUACAGUUUGGUGGGUUUUUGGCAUCUAACCUAAGCACAGAAGAUUACAUAAAACGAGUACCUUCAAUUGAUGUGCUCUGUAAUGAAUUUCACACACCUCAUGAUGCAGCAUUUUUCCUGUCUAGGCCAAUGUAUGCACAUCACAUUUCAUCAAAAUAUGAUGAACUUAAAAAAUCAGAAAAGGGAAGUAAACAGCAACAUAAAGUUCAUAAGUACAUCACAUCAUGUGAGAUGGUGAUGGCUCCUGUUCAUGAAGCAGUGGUCUCCUUGCACAUUUCCAAAGUCUGGGAUGACAUCAGCCCUCAAUUCUAUGCUACAUUCUGGUCGUUGACAAUGUAUGACCUUGCAGUUCCACAAACCAGCUAUGAAAGAGAAGUCAAUAAACUUAAAAUCCAGAUGAAAGCAAUUGAUGACAAUCAGGAAAUGCCUCCAAAUAAAAAGAAAAAAGAGAAGGAGCGCUGUACUGCCCUUCAGGACAAGCUUCUUGAAGAAGAAAAGAAACAGAUGGAACAUGUACAGAGAGUUCUACAAAGACUGAAACUGGAAAAGGACAACUGGCUUUUAGCAAAAUCUACCAAAAAUGAGACCAUCACAAAAUUUCUACAGCUGUGUAUAUUUCCUCGAUGUAUUUUUUCAGCAAUUGAUGCUGUUUACUGUGCUCGUUUUGUUGAAUUGGUACAUCAACAGAAAACUCCAAAUUUUUCCACACUUCUUUGCUAUGAUCGAGUUUUCUCUGACAUAAUUUACACAGUUGCAAGCUGUACUGAAAAUGAAGCUAGUCGAUACGGGAGAUUUCUUUGCUGCAUGUUAGAGACUGUGACCAGGUGGCACAGUGAUAGAGCCACAUAUGAGAAGGAAUGUGGAAACUAUCCAGGAUUCCUUACCAUAUUACGGGCAACUGGAUUUGAUGGUGGAAAUAAAGCUGAUCAAUUAGACUAUGAAAAUUUUCGACAUGUUGUACAUAAAUGGCAUUACAAACUAACCAAGGCAUCAGUACAUUGCCUUGAAACAGGCGAAUAUACUCACAUCAGGAAUAUCUUGAUUGUGCUAACAAAAAUACUUCCUUGGUACCCAAAAGUUUUGAAUCUGGGUCAGGCUUUGGAAAGAAGAGUGCAUAAAAUCUACCAAGAAGAAAAAGAGAAGAGGCCUGAUCUAUAUGCAUUGGCUAUGGGCUACUCUGGGCAGUUGAAAAGUAGAAAGUCAUACAUGAUACCUGAAAAUGAGUUUCAUCACAAAGACCCCCCUCCGAGGAAUGCAGUUGCCAGUGUACAAAAUGGGCCUGGUGGUGGGCCUUCUUCAUCAUCGAUAGGAAGUAUAUCUAAAUCGGACGAAAGCAGUACUGAGGAGACUGAUAAAUCAAGGGAGAGAUCUCAGUGUGGUGUGAAAGCUGUUAAUAAAGCUUCUAAUGCCACACCGAAAGGGAAUUCAAGCAAUGGAAAUAGUGGCUCUACCAGCAGCAACAAAACUGUUAAAGAAAAUGACAAAGAAAAAGCAAAAGAGAAAGAAAAAGAGAAAAAAGAAAAGACUCCAGCUACUACUCCAGAGGCCAGGGUACUUGGUAAAGAUGGUAAAGAAAAACCAAAGGAAGAGCGGGCAAAUAAAGAUGAAAAAGCAAGAGAGACCAAGGAAAGAACACCAAAAUCUGACAAAGAGAAGGAAAAAUUCAAGAAGGAAGAAAAAGCUAAAGAUGAAAAAUUCAAGACCGUUGUCCCCAUCGUAGAGUCAAAAUCAACUCAAGAAAAGGAAAGGGAGAAGGAGCCAUCCAGAGAAAGAGAUAUAGCAAAGGAAAUGAAAUCUAAGGAAAAUGUUAAAGGAGGAGAAAAAACAGCAGUUCCUGGGUCCUUGAAGUCACCUGUUCCCCGAUCAGAUAUUGCAGAGCCUGAAAGGGAACAAAAACGCCGCAAAAUUGAUUCUCACCCUUCUCCAUCACAUUCCUCAACAGUAAAGCUGGUUUAUUUCCAGGUUACAGCCACACUUCCCAAAGUUCCUCUGGGUUCUGAGAACUAUGCCAGCUCACCUGUCAUCUCCAUUCAUUUUCUACAGGACAGUCUCAUCGAACUCAAGGAGUCUUCAGCAAAGCUCUACAUUAAUCAUACUCCUCCACCACUGUCCAAGAGUAAGGAGAGAGAAAUGGACAAGAAAGAUUUGGACAAGUCAAGGGAAAGAUCCAGAGAGAGAGAAAAAAAAGAUGAAAAGGACAGGAAAGAGCGGAAAAGGGAUCAUUCAAACAAUGACCGUGAAGUGCCACCGGACUUAACCAAGAGGCGUAAAGAGGAAAAUGGAACAAUGGGAGUUUCAAAACACAAAAGUGAAAGUCCAUGUGAGUCUCCUUACCCAAAUGAGAAAGACAAGGAAAAAAAUAAGUCAAAAUCUUCAGGCAAAGAAAAAGGCAGCGAUUCAUUUAAAUCUGAAAAGAUGGAUAAAAUCUCCUCCGGUGGCAAAAAGGAAUCCAGGCAUGAUAAAGAAAAGAUAGAAAAGAAAGAAAAACGGGACAGUUCAGGAGGAAAGGAAGAGAAGAAACAUCAUAAGUCUUCAGACAAGCACAGAUAAUGAAGACUUUCCAUCAAGGCAUAGCCAUACUGAUACCAUGAUGCUCUUUACUGGAACAUUCACCUUUAUUUUUCCAAUUUUAUUACUGAGAUGAACUUCACAUAACAAAAUUCACCAUUUAAAAAGUGUAUAUAAAGAGACCUUGUACCCAUUAGCAAUCACUCCCAACUCUCCUCUCUGCCCCUGGAAACCACUAUGAAUUCUUUAUGAAUUUGGUCUAUUUUGGACAUUUCAUAUAAAUGGAAUAAUGCAAUAUGUGGCCUUUUGUUUCUGGUUUCUUUCACCUAGCAUCAUGUUUUCAAGGCUCAUCCAUGUCGUAGCAUGUAUCAGUACUUCAUUCCUUUUUAUGAUUGAAUAAUAUGCCAUUGAAUGAAUGUGUAACAUAUUUUGUUUAUUCAUCAGUCGAUGGACAGAAAUGAUGAUUUUUAAGUAUUAAAAUUGUAAGUUCAGCAUUAGUGUAUCCACAGUUACAAUUGGUAAUGUCAAGAUUGUUCACGGUGUGAAUAGAACGCUUGUGUAGAAACAAUAUGUAAAUUAUUUGUCAGCAUUUUAUGAAAGUGUGAUGAUUUUCUAAGGCCCCUUCUUGCUCUGAUUUUAUCAAAUAUAUGAAUGUAGUAUUUUCAUCAAUAAAGGUUAAUGCGUUAAGCAUUAGUUUAAAAUUUGAAUGAGAACAAUGUUAGGCAGAUAUGAAAUUAUUUGCCACAUGUUGUAAUGAUCAUGUUUUGAAUUUAUUUCAAUAUGCAGUAUUUGAAAAAUGUCAAUACAUAAAGGAAAGAAAAUGAGUAUAAUUGAGUCAAUAUAUUUUUAAAGCAAUUUUUGUAAUUUAGCAGACAUUGCAUCUUAAUAUAAGUUACUAUUAAAAUUGUGUCCUUGUAAAAAAUGUGAUGGCAUCUCUCUCUCUCUUUCUCUCUCAUUUCUUUUCUUUGGCUGUUGGUCAUAUGAAAUAGCUUCCUUUUCAUUGCUCCAUGUUCUGUUUACUUUUGACAAGCUACUGCUUACCCCUGUGGAAUGUUUUAUUUCUGGCUUUUUCUUUUUCUUUCCUCACCCCAUUCUCCCCUCCCUCUCACAUGAACAAAAUACUAAGUGUUCUUUUUAAGUCAUCAUGAUGUCCCUGUCUUUAAUGGUUUCUAAGACUGGACAGUAAGAAAUACGCAAAUAUUUUAUCCCUUUCUGGGGACUUAAUUCAGGCAUUUGUUAUUGAUGGAACUCACUGACUUUUCUUUCUUAAACCAGUCAAUCCUCUCUUCUUUCUUUCUCCUUCCUUCCUCCCUUUUCUUCCCUCCUUCACUACUUCCUUCCUCCCUCCUCCCAUCCUUUCCCCUCCCUCCUUUUCUGCCUGCCUUCCUUCCUGUCUAUCAAUAUAAUCACUUUGUUUCUUUCAGGUGAGAUUGGAAUGAAAUUGUUCAACUGUGACCAGAAAUUUAUUUUCCUGAGUAGAUUGCCGAGCAAUUAUGAAUGAAGAGGGCCCAUUUUCAUCUCCUUAAAUUAUUCAGUUAUCUGCUUUAUUGCUCCGUGCUGAAAACUUAAAUUAUUGAGUCGUGCAUUACUGUAUUUUAACUUGUUGCUUCGUAUCUACAUGUUUAUUUUCAGUAAAUGGCUGAAAGUGUUAACUGUUCAAUAUUUUUAGCACAAUGUGCUGCCUACAGUUCCCAACAAGCAAAUAAGGUUACAUAUGUACAGAAUUUCACUUAAGGUUAACUAAAUAUUGCCUGGUUUGGUUUUUUUUUUUUUUUUAAUCUGAAAUGCUUUCUUUUUAUUGGUUGAGACUGAAAAUAAACAAUUAUGGAACCAUUUUGAAUUUACCUCAUUUUAAAACUCACUUUUAAUUUAUUAUUUGGCCUCUUUUUUAAUAUUAGUCACUAAAAACAAAGUGGGAGCAGUGUCUUAUGCAAUGCUUAGGAAUCCUUUUAUAUAGUACGUGGACAAUAUUAAAACCUGUAAAAAAGAAAAAAAAGUACCAGCGCUCAUUUGUCCCUUGCCAUGUUUUUUCUUGUAAUUAUGUGAGACAAAUCGGGGUCGGGGGGAAUCAGAAGUUACUUGUGUUUUAAUUCUACAGCUACAGGAGCUUUGUAUUGCUGAACUUUCGUCUGGAAAAGUUUCACAGUGACAUUUUUAAAAGAGAAUUUUUUUAUCUACUGAAUUAUGCCAGUGUAACCUUUUUUCUAAAUAAACGAUAGUUUUCUCAAUUGAUUGUACAUCGUUGUGUAUGUUGUUGCUUAUUCAGAAUACCUCAGCAAAGAUAACUCAUAAGGAUUCUUAGUACAUGGGCUACAGUGUUUUAAAAUAACAUGUCCAGUAAUAUUAAAAAAUUCUCUUUGAUCACCUCUGCGGUGGGGUAAACAGUGUGCUGAAAUCAUGCCUAGAAUUAUCCAUUUAGUUUUUCAUUCCUUGGAACCAAUGAUACCUUGCCUAUUAAAAAUUGCAGAGAAUGAUAAAAAGGAUGUAAUUUGCUGAGAAAUGCUGAGCAUAUUUUAGAAUUGGCAAAGGGAUAUGUAUAUAUAUGUAUCUCAGUACUGCUUUUCAGGUAGUUAAUAAUUUGCAAAAAUUGGUUGAGCAGAAUAUUUAUGAGAGAGCGAUCCAUUCAGUCACUAUUGAACAGCCAUAAUUUGCUGGCAUAAAAAUAAAUACUUCGUUAGAGUGAUUUCGGUGUUAAGAAAAUAUGGUUCACCUCAAAUUCAUCUGAAACAUCAGGGAAGAGCUUUCCAGGUAUUGCAUUGCUUUCACUUUUUCAUUUUAAAGGUCACAUGAUUGUGCAUUUGAACUAGAAAUUUUACUAUUUAACAUCAGUAUCUCUUCUCCCUGUCCCCCAAAUGGUUGAACACAGGCAGUCUUUGGUUGUGGCCUUGGUAGAAAUGCAUUGCGAAUGGAAAAUCUAGCAUGUUAAAUCUUUGGAUUUAGCUGUGCAGCAAUAAUGAUUUUGGAAAUAAGAAAUCUGUAUUUGUGUAAGACCGUGCCCCUAAGGUGCUUCCAGUCUAGCUGGGAAAAUAAAAGUCCAGUGAGUGCUGUAGGGGGUCAGCAAACUUUUCUGUAAAGGGCCGGAUUGUGAGUGUUGGAGGCUUUGUAGGCCAUAUGGUCUCUCUUGGAACUACUGAACUCUGCCCUGGUAGCAUGAAAGCAGCCAUAGACAAUAUGUAAAUAAAUGACCCUGACUGAGUUCCAGUAUUUACAAAAACGGGAGUGGGAUUUGGCAUGCAGACUGUAGUUUAUUAAACCUUGCUAUAGAGAGUCCUAACCUUGCUAUAGAGAGUAGAGAGUCCUAGAGAAGAUUCAUUGAAAAAAUAAAGGUAUUUGUGCACCACAGCGCCAGAGGUACAGCCAUGAACAAAACAAAGUCCCUGCUCUCAUGGAGCUUCCGUUCUAGUUAGUGGAGGUUGACGGCAUUUAUGUUAGGUGGUGAGAUGAGCUCUGAGGAAAAAUAGACUAGGAUAAGGAGAAAGGCUGAGACAGGGCUUACUGCUUUAUAUAUAAUCAGGGAAUGAAGAGCAAAGCAGGAUAUUUUGAGGCAGAUGUCACAGUAUGAAUAUUUUAUUACCAAGUAAUAUGAGCAGGAAAUAUUCCUGAUCCACAACUCAUCUUUGAACCUUUUACCUGAAUAUCAUGUAAUAUGCAGAAUUUCUCAGAACUUGGGCUGAGUUCUAGUGGCUGUUCUUCAGGCUUGUCCAUUUUCUAGAAGUUCUUAACUUUGGGCUCAUAAAUGGGCUUGGAGGACACUUAUGGACCCCCAGAAAUUGAAUGCAAGUUUGUGAUAUGUGUAUUCUUCUGGGUCUUUAGCUUUCACUUGGUUAUCAAAAAGGUAGGAGCACAAUUAAUAUAGCUCAGUAGAUCUUGAGGUAACAACUUUUUCUGGGUUUUGUUCCAAAGCAAUCAAAACCUAUAU